CGACUCGUUUUUGAACCGCUGAAUGGUUUGGACUGUGACAGCGAGUUUUAUUUCUAUACGUUCCACUCGUUUCAGUUUGAGUGUGGUUGUGCGAUGGAGAGGUUGUAGCGGUUGUUUAGAGGAUUGUUUAUGUUGCUUAAAAAGCAGCGGCGCUGACACGAUUUCGCGUACGGCGACCAGUGUUUUAAUGUACAUGGUCGGUGACUAUGGGUUACAUUAAGGGGCAGUUAUUCGAUAUUUAGUGCUGAGUGUUGUGAUCGUCGUCAUGUCGCAGUGUAAAAAAUUCGCUCCGAACAUAUUCCACAAGUCCAAAUGUUCAAACUGCUUCAGGCAGAAGGAAGAGCACUCGGCCGAGGCACUGGAAUGCAAUCGGGCAAGCCGAUCGAUUGCACGCAGCGGUUAUCUCUUCGUCGCUCCAGAUUGGGAUUUUUCCGUACCCCUCAACAGGACUAAGAGAUGGCAGAGGAGGUGGUUCGUGCUAUACGAUGACGGGGAAUUAAAUUAUUCGGUAGAUGAACAUCCGGAUACAAUUCCUCAAGGUUCCGUGGAUAUGACGAAAGUUCUCGAAGUGACAGGCGCCGAACAAGUUACGGGUCAUCCGCAUUCUCUAGCUCUGACGAGCCCCGACAGGGUUACUUUCGUCAAGGCUGCUAGUCGCGAGGACGCCCGCUGGUGGGCGGAGAUUUUGGCUGUUUUUCCCAGACGUCACAAGCGCAACGCCACCUUUCCUGGUGGCAGAGCCUCGCCCAGUUUGCCCCAAUUAGGACGCAGUGCCAGUCCUCAACCCCCCCGACCACGACAUUUGAGUGUGACGGGGCCCAGUCCGAGGGCCAAUUUCGAAACUCCCCCCUUAAAAGAGGAACGAGAUUCUCCCCCGAAAGACCAUUGCAGUCUAUCUAAGUUGAACGAUACAAUAGACGGUUUGGAGCCACAACUGAAGCACGAGGAGCGACAGGAAGUGGAUCUUUCAGUGUUGAGACCCGAUUGGGUACCAGAACGUACCCCUGUGGUGGCCAUUGAGACGAGUAUGGCUUCGAUCCGGAAAGAUUACAUCGUGAGUUCCGGUUCUCCGCCUACCCGGGACAAACUACGAUGUGACGAUAAAGCGCGAGCCCGAAGAGAUUGGCGGAACGAACGUUUGAGGGACAUAGCCACAGCGCUGACGGAUAGAUCGCCCGAAUCCAGCCUGGCAUUGCCCGCCGAAGGCCUGUUAAACCUGAAAAAAGGUUGGCUAUGGCUGCGACACGCGGACAGUGAGUGGGUGCGUCAAUGGGUGGUUUUGUGCGGUCCCACCCUGAACGUCUAUCAGGAUCAGAACGAGCAAGGCACUCCGGAACUUACUAUCGAACUCUCCUCCGUUUCCAGUUACUCGGAAGUACCCACGGACUCGAAAUACGGGUUCGAAAUCCAGUGGGCGGGCUCAACCGUCACUUUGAGCGCCGUUACUCAAGGGAUCCGGUCCAAUUGGCUUCAGGCGUUGAAGAAAGCCGCGCCCAUACCGGCGGAAAGCCCAGUCUCGCCGCCGACCCCUAGGUCGGUUUUGCUGUCGAGUGACGAAGAAUACAGGACCGCUUCCGAGGGCGGCAGAAGGGGUUCCGAAGAUUGGAACGAACUUCCGUCAUCUCCACUCCUGAAUAGGUUGCCGAUCAGGGUGAAAGAUAGGGUUAGAUUGAGACCCAGACUGCCCCGAUGUCAAUCUAGACAGUCGACUCUGGAUAGUACAUCUACAGACGAGCUAGAUUGUGCCAAGGAGAGCGUCGACACUGUGGACUUGCAUAACAGUAUCAACAAGAGCCAGGAGAUGAUCGGCGAUUUGCAGACACAGUUGGCGAAGUCUACGCAGGAGGUCGCACAUUUGGAGGAAGAAAUUGCGAGAUUGAAGAAACUUCAAUCGGAAGCCGCUAUUCGCGAGAUAAAAGCAAAAGAACUGCUCGCCUCGUUUGAACAGAACGAGCGCGAAUCCCACCAAAGGAACUCCCAAAUGGAGAUGAAGUUCGUUAAAGAGCAAAAGGUACUCCAGCGGCGCCUGGCGGAAGCCGAAGACGCGUCUCGCACGUUCGAGGAGAAAUACAACGCGCUUUGCAGGGAAUUGCAAACCAAACAAUUGCUUUUGUCCGGGUUGCAGGAGGAAUUGAUCGGCUCGCGCGACAGACUGGAGAGGAGCAAAUUGGAGAAUGAUAGGCUUUUCAAAAGGCUUCAAGAUAUGGAAAAUAAAUACUGCGUGAAAAAUAAUGGUUUGAGGAUAGAUUCACUAACGGAUCUAACGAACAUUGACUUGGACGUAGAUAUAGAGGAAAUGGGACCAAACGAAUUGAAAGAGUACUGUUUGGACUUGAAGUGUCGCUUCGAAAAAGCGAUAGUCGAAAUUAGGGCGAUCAAAAGGGCUUUAAGGGACUCGGAGGAGACCUGCGAUCGACUCGAAUUGGCGAAUCACAGCCUCAAGAGCAGUUUCGAGAUGCUAAAGCGGGACCACCGGUCGGAAGUGAAGGUCCUCGUCGGAAAACUGGAUCACCUAACAUCGAAGCUGGCUAGUGCCGAGAAACAGCUCCGAACCAAACUGAAAGCGGAAGCGAGGGAGAAGCGACGCUCGCUCUCCCUGAAAGGCAAAGAAAGCUUCUCAAUUACCAAAGAGGUGGAAGACAAAGUGACAGAGUUGGAAGCCAAAAUCGCGGCACUGGAGAAAGGCAAAAAUGGCAGAAGAAAGUACAAAAGGGAUAGAAGUAACGAGCGUAGUUCGCCUAUAGACGACAGGGCUCUGAGACGGCUGAGGCGUAAGAGUUUGGACAGCGCGACUUCUUCCGAACCGAUGAAACUUUUAAUGAGGCUCAGUUCGUUAGAAACCAAAAUUCUCAACGCGAACGCUUCUACCGAAUCUUUGAAUUUGAUCAGUAGCGGCAGCGUUUCGGACUUGACCAAGCUGAAAGAGGAACACUGUAGCGAUUUGGACUACACGCUGGCCUCGGCCAGAGGUAAGGUAGUGGAGUGUUUGCACGCUCUGAAUUCGCUUAAGAGCAAACGAUUGUCACAGAGCGCGGACAGGCUCGCCUCGUUGGAGACCACGCUAAACGAACUGAACCACAUCCUAAGUUUGGUGGACCCAAGCCUUAGCACCGGCGAGACGUGUGUAAUACAGUCAUCCGCCGAAGCCGUGGUCAAGCAACUACAGACUGUAUUGUUAGAGAAACUGUCGAAUUUAGCAGAGAAAAAAAGACUGUUGCUGGAAAGCGGCCGUCUGGACGCCACCGCACGCUUAGAAAUUCUAGCCGAGAAGAUAGCGUUCGAAAACAUCCUGGUCCAUAGGAUUCAAGAAGCGUUGGGUUCGCCCGCAACGGGAGAAGCUGUCUGCAAGCGAUUGAUAGACAAAGAGACGAAGGAAACCGCCCAUCUUCUUAUAGCGUUGCAGAAUAAGCUGAACGGGUGCGGUACGAAAGAACCGCCCGUUUGCAAGACCGGCGCCGAGUACCUUUCCAGAAUACUAGCCAAGUGUCUGAUAUCGGCCAGCAAAGGAUUUAAGGCGUGUAAGAAUUUCGUCGCCCAUUCCGGACCUGGUAUAGACAUUCUCCUAGAGGAGCAACAAAAAUUAGACGCGUUGGUAGAGUCAUAUAAAGCCACCAAAUUACCCCAGUUGGCUGAUACGUUGGCCAUGGAAACGUUUGGGCUCUCGCUGGAUAAGUCUUGCAGGUUGAAAGAAGACACCGUUCGAGAAUUCACUGUGUACGCUUCGGAAAUCGUGAACGCCGAACUGAUUCAGUCGGAAAUUAACCACGUGCUGCUCAGGGCCGCGCAGAUGUACCAAUCGAACGUUGAAGCCGACCACGAAUGCUUUUUUAGCUUUUUCGCGUCGGAACGAGCCGCAUUGGAACUGUGGUCGGACUCGGUCGCCGAUUGUCUCUUCGACGGAAUCACCAAAAACAUAGACCAACUGACGGACCUUUACCGAAACAGCGUCGGGAAGCUGCAGAGGCAAAAUUGGAGACGGCGCCUCGAAUCGGAACGGGCCAGUAGGACCGCGAGCAGUUUCCUUUGCGAAUUUGCGGACAUCGUGGCCCACAAGGCGUUGAUCGACGCGCGGAUCAACGUUUUAAGCGGGAAAUACACCGCGCCAGACUUGCGACUGGACAAAUUGGAAUCGAGGAGUAUGGAUAAUUGGCUGGAGAACGAAAAAUGUUGGAUGUAUUUGGAGAACGAGUCGCCGGUACAAAUUGACCAAAGCUUGGAGUCGGAGUUCACGUGUAUGCUAGAGAGGUACGCGAAGGAUUGUUUCGCAUUGAUAAGGAUGCCGGAGUUGGACGACGUAGUCAGUUGUCUGGAUGAGCUGGGGGAGAAAGUGGACGAGUUGCGAAGUUGUCUCAAGUUACCAGAGCAGAUAAAUAAUACUACGGUGAAUGGUUGGACUGAUGUCUGUUUGAGGUGUCGCAAGUUGAGGGAUCAUUUGGAAGGCGUCAGGAGCGCGUUAGGCAAAAUGGACUCUUUAAACAGAUGCGGUAGCGGUGCGUUAAGCGCCGACCAAAGGCCGGUAUACCUGGGUACUGAGUACCUGAGCCAGGUCGAAAACCUCCGAGCCGCUUACAGAUGCGCUCUGGCGUCAUGCAAGGAAAGACACCAAGAGUCGGAUAUUCAGCAGUUGCAGCGGCUGUGCGAGAAGGUGCUGAGUUCGAUGGAGCAAUGGCACCGCAGGACGAUACAAGAACUGAGAGAAGCGCACGCGCGUGAGGUGGAAACGCUCAAACAGGAGAAAGAACAAGCGCUAGCGGAAGAGACUCAGGCCACGUUGGCGGCUUUGGAUGCCAUGAGAAAAGCUCACGUUGCCGAGGUUCAAAGGGAGGUGGCGCGAUUCAAGCAGGAGUUCGCGCGGCAGCAGCGAGAUGAAAUCAUGGACUUGUCCGAGCGCUUGUCAGUGAAGUCGCUCGAGGCAGCGGCGCUUGAAGAGCAGCUUGGCAGCGCGACCAGACAACUGGCGCACGCGCAGCAGCACAUACUGCGGCUCGAACGGAACCCCCAGCUCUCGAUGCAGAACUGACGGCGUGUGUCCGUGGAAAAGCAAACCUACUAGUCUAACAAGCCUCAAUACGUAUACCAGUGAAUUAUUAUUAACCCUUACUUAAGUACAAUAUUUUUAUUGCGAUUUACAUUAACGAAUGUUGCCUUCACCGUUGUGUACAGAUUCAUGCACCCCCUCCUCGUUUUCUUGUGCUCUCAACGCGCGCGUCAGCAUCGAGGUCGUGAUCAACAUGAAGGCGAACCAAUGUACUGAUUUUUUUUAUUUUUAAACGAAAUGGCACCCUGAUCGUUGGCGCGCGCGUUUUAAUAUUAUGUCCUCCCGCAAUUUAUUUAUUUUGUGUACCUCACCCAGCAGUGUUUUUACCUAAUCUGGUGUACAAAAAGUAACAGUUAAUUGAUUUUUUGUAACA
Cylas formicarius (sweet potato weevil) is the source of this 5411-nucleotide messenger RNA. RefSeq names its product protein outspread (gene osp). The coding region runs from base 266 to 5020 and encodes 1584 amino acids. Gene Ontology annotation, cellular component: actin cytoskeleton. The transcript is spliced from 11 exons. Gene Ontology annotation, biological process: actin filament organization. Lineage: Eukaryota; Metazoa; Arthropoda; Insecta; Coleoptera; Brentidae. Gene Ontology annotation, molecular function: actin filament binding. The record is from RefSeq and is a predicted model, not a curated record.